Molecule: messenger RNA, 6953 nt
Organism: Linum trigynum
Lineage: Eukaryota; Viridiplantae; Streptophyta; Magnoliopsida; Malpighiales; Linaceae
Source: the annotation of a GenBank genome assembly
AUAUCGGGCCCAUUGAUGAGAACCGUCCAUCUCCCCGACCUCCCAUGCUACCGACUUGUUCAGUUUCCCUAAUCUCUUUUGUUAGUCCUAAAGCUUUCAACCAUGCACUACUCUUGACUGCUUUAAUUUGCCCGUAGCUUCCUCUUUCUUUCUUUCUACAACGUGGAAUUGACGUAGUCUCUCGUAGGAUCGUAAUAUGAGAAUGAUAACAUUCAUCAAUUUUUACAUUUAUAACUCGAGAUCAAUAAAAAUAGAUUACUAUUUAAAAGGUGUUUCACAUCCGACCAAAAGUACUGGUGUACAAAAGAGUAUAUACCAAGAGUACAAGUAGAUGUAGAAUUUUGCUGCAUUAACAGAAGGACAGUAAACAGUAUUUUAUAGGUGGGAAAAGUACUUAGGUUAAGUUUGGAAGAUUAUGGGAACAUGAAAAUCACUAAAGUUGAAAAUCUCCAAUGAAAAUGAGAAUAGAUCGAUUCUUUCUAAGCAUGUAUAACAUCAAUAUACGUAAAUCUCGUAUCUCGUUUGGUUUCUCGGUCUCUCCUUCCAGUCCAUAUAUAUCCAAUGACAUAUCGCUACAUGUGUUCAUAUCCAUAUUAUUGAAAGGUUCCUAAUCAAUAUUUAUAUCUUAUCUACCCAAUUAAUGACAAUGGUUGUCAGCCAGGAGGUCAAAUUUUGAUAGUUAGUAAGAAAAUGACACUAACGAUCGUGUUUGGUUAGUGAUAACAAUCAUAACCGGAGAUGCUUUAUUGACAAAAAUAGGAACAUCCAUCAAUUUGAGUGAAAAUCCGAGGCUCAGUCAAGAUAUUUUAGGAAAGCUGGGGGCAGUUUGGGGCCAAAACAUUUCUAGGCAUUUCCAUAUUUAGCUUAAUUCUUACGGUUUAGGUUUAAAGAGGGGCCCUAAGCUAUUUUCAAAUUUCAAUUAAGGGGUCGUUUGGAGAAUAUGAGUUUAAAUCUAUAGAUUGUAAACAAUCUAAAGAUUCUAACUCUUCGGAUUGUUGAAAAUAGAUUUUAAAAUGUUUAUUGUUUGGUAACUGUGAUUGUUAACAUUCAAUGAUAAUAAAAAUAAAAAAUUUAUAUUAAAUAACAUGUUUAUCCUUAAUAAAAAAAUUAGAGUAGUUCGAGAAAUAUUAAAAAAUUUGUUAGUAAAUAUAUUUAAUAUGAUAAAUAAGCAAAAGAAAGAGAAAAGGUAGGAGGAAAAAAAAUCUCAUGAAUCAAGAUAUGGAAUCUCUCUGAUUAGAUUAUGAGAGAUUUGAUAUCCAUAGAUUUUAGAGAUUUGAAAUCUCUAAAGUUAAAAUCCACAAUACAAAAAGCAACAGAAAAACAUAACUUUCUAUAUAAUCUACGGAUUCAAUGAAUCCACGACCUAAAUCUCGUUCUCCAAACGACCCCUAAGACUUAAGUGCUCCCACAAUCCACAUAUUGUACUGUUGACAAAGAUAUCAUUGUCUUUUCAUUGCAGACUGUAACCAACAUCCAAUGAAUACAAAUAGGGAAAAAUAUAGAAAAAUAAUAAUACUUUUUUUGGUUGGAAUAGUAUAAUAAGACUUAAAUGUUGUUAUCAUGAUAAUAUCUAUAAAAAUAACAGUUAAAUAAAUUAAAGGGAAAAUACCCUAGUAAAUAAAUUGAAAUUGUAUUAAUGUUAUAUUUUUCUUAAAAAUACUAUCUUUCAGGCCCCUCCUAAGAUUUUGAAAAGUUAUAAAAAAACCCUCGUAGUCAAAAUUGUGCAUUCCUUCUCAGGGGUGUUCAAAAGGUGUGGUUACCGUGGUAACCAUUUUAACCAGUAGUAUUUGACUAAUUUGAUUUGGUUAAUUUGGAUAAUUGGUUUGGUUAAAAAAUUUAGCUUGUUUGGUUUAGUUGGUUUGCUUGGGUAUCAGACACUUCUAAGUUCUAACCAAACAAACCAAAUUAACCAGUUAAGUAAUUACCCACAUAUCUAAUGUAUAUUAUAUACGCAUACUUAAUACUUGGCAUAGCAACUCAAGAGCCAAACAUUCCUUCCUUUAGGCUCAUCAACAAUAAAGUUUAAUAUUGUUCAUAUACUAUAUAUUUGUAUUUAUUGAAUGUAGACCAUAAUAUAUGAAUGCCCAAUGUAGAUAAUACUCAUAUAAUAUAUUAGAUGAAAACUUGAAAUGAAUGUAUCUGCGAGUUUCCAACAAACCAACAAACCAUGUAAGUAACAAGACACCUUCUUAACAUAUGAAUGAAGUAAUAUAGAGAAUACCCUCAUGGGUGCACGGUUUGUUCUUAAGAUCAAGUGGAGCUACUUGUAGUCUUAGUAGACUUGUAGCUAUGAAUUUGUAGUUCUAGCCCCACUAAAGUCUAAAACUCAUUAUUUUGCCAACACACCCCACAUUUUCCUCCACGCUUGGUCUGCAUUCCUUUGCAAUAGGUAGGAGUUACAACUUAUAAGGAUGACUGACAUUUUAAUAGCAGGAGUAAGAGAGGAACUAGAAGACUGGUUAGUUGAUAUGAUCCAGAUUGGUCUCUUCUACGAGUCAAAAUUACUUGCCAAAGAAGCUAUCGAAGUUGGGAAGAAGAAAGGCAGAAUUUGCCUAAGUCAAAAUCCGUGUUCAGGGUACAUACUUUGGAGGCAUGGUUCUCUUAAUUGGCUAGGUGGAAAUUCAAGAUUAAGGUUUUGUUUUGCAUAUAAAGUUGCCAUCUUUCCAAUAGUAUGCUUUGUGGAUCCAGAUGAUGUCAUUAAAGUUGUUUUCCAAUGCCUCAAAGUUGCUAUCUCAAAACUGGAAAACUGCCAGAAUAUAGUUAAGGCAGAAACUGUGUUCAAGAAGCUUACUUUGGAGCUCCAUUCCAGAGUCAUGGAUGAGAUUCGAGUCCAGAGGCUUAUACCACAUGAAAGUAGGUAUGUUCUACUACAAAGACAUGGCAUUGGAUGAUUGGAAGCUUACCUGGAAGGCUUUGAUCGAGAGGCUCAAAGAUGGCAUCAAAGCUGUUUGGUUACUUGGAGCUAAAGGCAGAUUUCUUUUUCUUGUUUAGUUAGGAAUUCAUUGUUUUGGUAGUUUUUUAUUCCUUUUCGUAUUAGACUGUAAUUAGGAGUUAUGGGACGUGUGUAACCCUAGCUAGGCCUAUUUAAGCUUUCUAUUUCGUUGUAAAACUCAGACUUUGUUGAAUAGAAAUCGAAACCGUUUGGUUUGUGCAAGUUGCGACUUGUUUUGGGUUUGGUGGAUUCCAAACUUGCUGAGCUUGUGUAUCGAUUGAAUAGUCACUUCAAUCGUGGUCGAGCAACUACCCUUUUAUACCAAUCGAGCUAUCCCCAGGUGUGGAUUUGUCAUUUUGGUUCCGUUUUAUCUAAGUUCGUAUUAAGAACGCUUCGUUCUUGAUUCGAGCUCAAUCGAUUCUUCGAUUGAGUCGUUAGCUGCGUGACUUUGAUAGUAUACACCCCCAGGGUUGUAUUAAGUGGUAUCAGAGCCUGGUUCAACACAGGGGCAAGGAGGAGAUCGAGGUUCUGUUUUAGUUCUGUUUUUCUUUGCGGGCAGAAACAGUGGAGAAGAGGAGACAAUGGGAACUCAACAAAUUGACUUGGAGGAAUUGAAGAAGUUGGUAACAGAAGCGUUUAAUGCAAUACUCCAGCCAAAAUUCGACCGUAUUCAUCGACGAUUAGAAGAACUAAACGCUGCUACAGAAGGUCGACUCUGUUUUCCUCCGGCAAAACAGAGGUUGCAGACUGCGGAAGAUGUCGAUGAGCUAACCGCCAUUUCAAAGGACGUCGUUGCUUUUUGUGAGCUUAUUGAAGGCGAAGGAAAGAUUUCCCCAUCACUAGGCACUGCAGGUCAGAAGAGAAUCGAAGGGUCUUCGAUCAAAUACGCAGUAGGCGGCUACCCCUGUUUUGCUCCGGUAAAACAGAGUUCGGCUGCCGGAGACAUCGUUGUCGAGCAAGAGGAAGAUUCGCCCAUUUCCCCCACUUGGGGAAAGUUUCUGGGAUUCCCAGGAAUGGAUUACCCCAUGGAAACACCUACAGAUCCAGCGGAGUUCAAAACUCCCAAGUUAGCACUCAAUAAUCUGGCAGCAGAAACUUUUCAAAGCGGCGAUGGCAGAGAAUACAAAUUCACCGAGUCGACGAUUCUAGAAGUUAAGUCGAGGAACGCCAAUGCUUCUGAGGAGUUUCUUGAACUUCAAAGAGAGACUCCUAACACAGCACAAACCCCUAUUCGGUCGGAAACAGCAAGACCCAUUUCGGCAGCAGCUCUUCUGCAAAAGCCAGAGUCCGACUCCGAAAACAGGUAUCUCGUUGGAGAGUUUAAGCUUGAAUCGAGUGAAACCACCACUGGGAAUCAGUUUCUAGAUGAUUAUGGAAGGUGUAUGCAACUCGACAACGACUUAAAUCGGCCGGAAAUCAAAACACCCAAAGUUCCAGAAUUGCAAAAUUCUGCAAAAACGUUCAAAUUUCAGAAUGGUGGGAACACUAAAAUCGUUGAUUCUUUGAUUACUGAUGCUGGUCAAGACCUGGGAAUGUUUGUAAGGUUGAUAUGGAAGCCGUUUGAACAAGAUUUGAGUGGUCAAUUGGAGUGGGUAGGCUUUAAUCAAGAAAUCCCAAGUUUGCAGGUUCCGCCAAAGUUUGUUAUUGCGUCAAGAGGUUCCGGGCAACUUCUACUUUAUUUCCCGGCCACAAUUGACCUCGCUGCAGGUCAGGGACUUCAGGGUAACACACAAACGAAUUUGAUCAUGCUAGAAUCAAGCUCAAAUGGAGUUGGUGCUGUCUUGUCGAUCGUUUUGCCGCAGUUGGAGUACACUUUUGAAGACCCAUUUUGGGUAUCGUGUGAUCGUCUUUUGUUUUGCAAAUUCAUACAAGCUUUGAGGGCAAAGCUUUUUGAAGAAGGGGGGCCUGAUAUGAUCCAGAUUGGUCCCUUCUACGAGUCAAAAUUACUUGCCAAAGAAGCUAUCGAAGUUGGGAAGAAGAAAGGCAGAAUUUGCCUAAGUCAAAAUCCGUGUUCAGGGUACAUACUUUGGAGGCAUGGUUCUCUUAAUUGGCUAGGUGGAAAUUCAAGAUUAAGGUUUUUUAUUGCAUAUAAAGAUGCCAUCUUUCCAAUGGUAUGCUUUGUGGAUCCAGAUGAUGUCAUUAAAGUUGUUUUCCAAGGCCUCAAAGUUGCUAUCUCAAAACUGGAAAACUGCCAGAAUAUAGUUAAGGCAGAAACUGUGUUCAAGAAGCUUACUUUGGAGCUCCAUUCCAGAGUCAUGGAUGAGAUUCGAGUCCAGAGGCUUAUACCACAUGAAAGUAGGUAUGUUCUACUACAAAGACAUGGCAUUGGAUGAUUGGAAGCUUACCUGAAAGGCUUUGAUCGAGAGGCUCAAAGAUGGCAUCAAAGCUAUUUGGUUACUUGGAGCUAAAGGCAGAUUUCUUUUUCUUGUUUAGUUAGGAAUUCAUUGUUUUGGUAGUUUUUGAUUCCUUUUCGUAUUAGACUGUAAUUAGGAGUUAUGGGAUGUGUGUAACCCUAGCUAGGCCUAUUUAAGCUUUCUAUUUCGUUGUAAAACUCAGACUUUGUUGAAUAGAAAUCGAAACCGUUUGGUUUGUGCAAGUUGCGACUUGUUUUGGGUUUGGUGGAUUCCAAACUUGCUGAGCUUGUGUAUCGAUUGAAUAGUCACUUCAAUCGUGGUCGAGCAACUACCCUUUUAUACCAAUCGAGCUAUCCCCAGGUGUGGAUUUGUCCUUUUGGUUCCGUUUUAUCUAAGUUCGUAUUAAGAACGCUUCGUUCUUGAUUCGAGCUCAAUCGAUUCUUCGAUUGAGUCGUUAGCUGCGUGACUUUGAUAAUAUACACCCCAGGGUUGUAUUAUUAGUAAUUAAUCACAUGUAAAUUAAGAGUUAAUUACUAAUACAACCCUUUAUGUUUAGGGUUAAGAUUCGGCUCCACUAUAUAGGUUGAGGGGGCUGAAGGAGUUUGUAAUUUUUUGAUCUCUUCUUCUUCACCUUCUUCAGGUUAAUAAGAUUGAUUUUGAGAUCUUACUCUUUGUGUACGAGUCUCAGCGAUACUCGCUUGAGAAAUCGUGUAAAUCUCAUAUGUGUUUCGUUCUUGUUCACAUUCUCGAAUAAUUCUACAUGGUAUUAUAGCCUUCUCAUAUUCUUGUGACUUGAUUGUGUGAGUUUAGGGCUGUGUCCUUGUUCUAUUGUAGCUAGUAGACAUCUUUCUCUUUCUUGAUUUGCCUCUUCCUGUUCACGGUGUAAGAAAGUGGUUAAGUACCAUACAAGUGCUUGUAUAAGAUCCAGCAUAGUCUUCUCCCAACAACUCGAGUUAUUGAGACCAACUGGUUUAUGAGAUGGUAUAAGUGCAGGUUUGUCCGUGAGGUCACGUGUUCAAGUUCUCACGACCCCCAAUAUUUCCCGUUCUCUUUAUGGGAAUUUCAGUUGAGGAUAUUAAUUAUUUAGUCAAAAAUAAUUAAGUCCCUUGUUUACUUGUCCUCUUCAAAGAAGAAAACUUGGUUGUCAUUUGGGUUUUGACCCUGCUCGUCUCACCGUGGAUUAGUCAUGUUCACGUCGAACAGGAAUACCACGUAAAACUCUCAUGUUAUGUGAUUGUUUCAUUUCCGCGACAUUAAAUUCAACAUGGUAUCAGAGCGAAACUCGAUGAUUGUCUAGGGUUUGAACUUCCGCAGUCAUCCUCCGUUGCCUCUCCGUCUCCGACAAAAUCGACUUCAAUCAGUCCUUCGUCCUUCCAUUCCCGGAAGUAAGCAAUAAUAAGAUGCAGUCGGCCAUAGCUUGCAUUGCAUUUAUUCGAGUGCAUGUAAUUAAAAUUUUAAAAUCUCAAAUUUGAAAUAAGCUGCAUUUGAAAUUUAUUGUUCGAAUUAUUACAAACAAAAAAAAAUUCGACUAUUUAUUUUCAACUUUAUGUUAAGUAUUUUUAAUGUCGUUUACCAUCCAAACAUAGUAAAUAUUUAAAAAUUAUAGUUCCUAAAUUAUUAGGUAUUAGACUUUAGCACGUAAACUUUAAUAAAGUGUACAUAUAGGC